Pelmatolapia mariae (spotted tilapia) is the source of this 2720-nucleotide messenger RNA. RefSeq names its product transmembrane and coiled-coil domain family 2 (gene tmcc2). Gene Ontology annotation, biological process: amyloid precursor protein metabolic process. The transcript has 5 exons. Gene Ontology annotation, cellular component: endomembrane system. Lineage: Eukaryota; Metazoa; Chordata; Actinopteri; Cichliformes; Cichlidae. The record is from RefSeq and is a predicted model, not a curated record. Bases 269 to 1744 code for a protein of 491 amino acids.
AGCAUAUGACACAAAGGAGAGGGAGAGAGAGAUCAGAGCAUUAGAGAUAGGAAGAGGGAGAGGGAGGCUGCAGAUAUCGAUGGUGUUAACGAUGGAGCGUUAGGAUCCAGGGAGGUGACAGUUAGCCAGACCCACGGCUGGGGGUAAAGACAUUUGAGGAGGGGGGGACUCCUCCUCGGUGAGCUCAGGGGGAGGCGGAGGGAGGAGGAGGAGGAUGGGCCUCGAACACGGACUUGCAAUGGCACUGCAAAAAUUGGAUUAAAGCAGUAUGCUGGACAAGAGUGAGGUGGCAACUCUAGGCCUGCCCUCCACUACCAGCCAUGGAGGCUCUGACACCAACAUCAGCAUGGACGGAGCGGGGGCAGCAGCGGCGGUGGGGUCUGUGUCUGGGGGCAUGGCGGGGGGAGCGGAAGGUGCUGUGGCCGGUGAGCCGCAGCGGACACGUGCUGCUCUGGAGCAUCUGCAGCAGAAGAUCCUAAAGGUCACCGAGCAGAUUCGCGUGGAGCAGGAGGCGCGUGACGACAACGUGGCGGAGUACCUGAAGUUGGCUCACAACGCGGACAAACAGCAGGCGUCCAGAAUCAAGCAAGUGUUCGAGAAGAAGAACCAGAAAUCAGCACAGACUAUUGCGCACUUACACAAAAAACUAGAGCACUACCACAAGAAGCUGAAGGAGAUAGAGCAGAAUGGGCCGGCCCGGCAGCCGAAGGAUGUCCUGCGGGACAUGCAGCAGGGACUGAAGGACGUGGGGGCCAACGUUCGUGCUGGGAUAAGUGGAUUCGGAGGUGGAGUAGUUGAAGGGGUUAAAGGAGGAGUUUCUGCUCUCACGCACACGGCUGUUGUCUCCAAGCCACGAGAGUUUGCCAGUCUUAUAAGAAACAAGUUUGGCAGUGCUGAUAACAUUGCUCACCUAAAAGACACGCUAGAGGACGGAGUUGGGGGCCACGCUGAAGACACCCCCACGCCCCGCGCCUUGAGUGGAAGCGCCACCCUGGUCUCCAGCCCGAAGUACGGCAGCGACGACGAGUGUUCCAGCGCCACGUCCGGAUCCGGAGCGGGCAGUAAUUCUGGUGGGGCUGGUGGAGGAGGAGGAGGAGGUAUGUUAGGCCCAACAAUGGGGAGCCCCAGAUUGGAUGGGCACCACCACCACCACCAUCACAUGCAUAGUUCAUGGGACUCUUUACUUGAGGGUCUGCAGGAGAUCAAGACCAGCCAGACGCACAUGGAGGACGCCAUCGAGGACAUGAAGGGCCAGCUGCAGAGCGACUACUCUUACAUGACUCAGUGCCUGCAGGAAGAGAGAUACAGGUACGAGCGACUUGAAGAGCAGCUGAAUGACCUGACGGAGCUGCACCAGAAUGAGAUGACCAACCUGAAACAGGAGCUCGCCAGCAUGGAGGAGAAAGUUGCCUACCAGUCGUAUGAGAGGGCGAGAGACAUUCAGGAGGCAGUCGAGUCAUGCCUGACCCGCAUCACCAAGUUGGAGCUGCAGCAGCAGCAGCAGCAGGUUGUCCAGUUAGAAGGAGUGGAGAAUGCCAACGCUCGAGCUCUGCUGGGGAAGCUCAUCAACGUCAUCCUGGCGCUCAUGGCCGUGCUGCUGGUCUUCGUCUCCACUCUGGCCAACUUCAUCACCCCUCUGAUGAAGACCCGGGCCCGCGUAGCCGCCACCGUCCUGCUGACAAUGCUGCUGUUCGUGCUGUGGAAGCAGUGGGACUUUGUGGAGCUGUGGCUGCUGCCCAGCUAAGCUUCCUGAAAGACACUCUAUAGGAGGAGGAGGAGAAGGAGGAGGAGGGGACCAGAGAAGCUGAUUCCAGCUCAGUUCGCCAUCACUGAAGGGACCCAGAGACUGAAGUGAAAUGAAAGCCACUGCGGCCAGUUCCCUUUGAGUUUGAAGGCGGAGUGGGAGAGAACAAAGCACGGCACUUUUUAGUCGAGACCCGGCCUACAGGGAGCGCCGAGAGGUGUUUACAGAGCAAAAACAAGUGAAAUUCUCUGCUUGCCAAGUGACAAAAGACUUCCUUUCCUCUCACCCACAUGUACCGGCACUGAUGACCAACCGUCGAUCGCAUCGCUGUCACCAAAAACUGAGUUUCUUGCAAGAAAUCUUUGGCCUUUUUCUAAUGAUUUAUGAUACAUUCAUUACAAAGACAGGAGCAAAAAUAAAAUGCCCGAUCAUGUUUGCUGUAAUCUUCAUGUUGAAGCUAAUGCGUAUUUGAGAGGAACAAGGCUUUUUUUUUCUUUUCUCCAUGAAUGUUAUGUGCUCAUGCAUGUCCUCAUAUGUGCACUGAGAUGCAUCUAGCUGGCAUGAGUUAACAUGUCAUUACUGACAGACUGAAUCUUCUAUAACUGCCAUUUUGGUGUCAGAAUUGCAGCGCGGAUCUGUCGUAUCUCCACUCGGUGUCAUUCCCGGUUUGUUUCACAUUCUUCUCUGGUGUUGAAGCAGUGCUUUUUCUUCCGUUUUCCUUUUUUUUUUCUCUCUUGCAAAUGAAUGAAUAGUUAAAAAAAAUCUGCUACAAUUCACCAUACUGACUCAACAGUGUAAAAAUCUGCUCUGUCCACAAAUGCAUUUUCAUAUUAUAUCUAUUGUAGAACUGCUACUAUCCACAGUGUCAACUUAACUGGCAUGUUCAAAGUUUAUAUCCAGUUUGCAAAAAAAAGAAAGAAUUAUUGCUGUUUUAUUAAACAAUGUAAGAAAUAAAUGAUUUCAUAUAUUAGGCUGA